CCGUCGUUCACGCCGCUGCGAGCGCCGCGGGACACGUGCGACUGGGCUGCGCAGCUGGACGGCAGCGCAGUGGUGCAGCAAGACCCGAAGCUGCAGGAGUUUGUGCCGCAGCUGCGGCAGCGCUUCCACACUUUGACGGAGACCUUGGGGGCCCUCGAGGGGGCCUUUGGUUCUCUGCAGGCCUUCGCCAGCGCCCACAGCCUCUUUGGCCUCCAGCGAGUGCAUGCAGACGGAGUGUCCGGCUACACCUACAGAGAGUGGCUGCCGAACGCAAAGGCCGUCUUCCUCUUCGGGGACUUCAACAACUGGGACAGGACCUCUCACCCGCUGCACCGCGAGCGCUGGGGCGUCGCCCCCCACUUCUUCGAGGCCCCCCUGGGGGCCCUCAGGGGUACCAAGGCCGAGGGGCCCCCCGGAGCUGCCGAGGCCCACCUCAGCUCGGUCUGGUCCAUUUUCAUUCCAGACCUCCCAGACGGGACUCCCGCCCUGCGCCACCGCUGCCGCCUGCGGGUGUUGAUAGUGCCCAAAGAAGGGGAGCCCAUCGACAGAGUGCCCAGCUGGUCUCGAGUGGUUUGGCGAAGUGAAGACUCUGGGCUAUUCAACGCAGUGCUGUGGAACCCCCCGGAGGAGGAAAAGUACCAUUUUCGCUUCCCCAGGCCCCGAGUGCCACCCGGUGUAGCCCCCGCCAUUUACGAAGUCCACAUUGGCAGCUCCAGCGGCGAAGAGGGCCGCGUGGGGAACUUCGUGGAGUUCACAGAAACUUUGCUGCCCCGCAUCAAAAAUCUGGGAUACAACACGCUGCUGCUGCUGGACGUGGUGGAGCACGCGGACUUUGCGAGUUUCGGGCUUUACGUGACGAACCACUUCGCAGUGAGCAGCAGGCUGGGCACAGUGGAGGAGUUCAAGGCGCUGGUGGACCGGGCGCAUGCAUUGGGGCUGCGGGUGCUGCUAAGUCUUUGCCACGCGCACUCUUCGAAGAACGUAAUGGAUGGCCUGGGCUGCAUGGACGGUGGUGACAACAACUACUUCGUGAGCGGCCCUUCGGGAGUUGUUGAGGAGGCCAAAGUCUUCGACUUGUCCAAAAUGGAAGUUGUCCGUUUCUUGCUUUCAAACAUCUCUUACUGGAUAACGGAGUUUCAGUGCGUCUAA
This is a messenger RNA of Eimeria tenella, 1149 nucleotides long. Its product is annotated as SBE2.1, related. The annotation marks the transcript as partial. The record is from RefSeq and is a predicted model, not a curated record. Gene Ontology annotation, molecular function: 1,4-alpha-glucan branching enzyme activity; hydrolase activity, hydrolyzing O-glycosyl compounds. Lineage: Eukaryota; Apicomplexa; Conoidasida; Eucoccidiorida; Eimeriidae. The transcript has 5 exons. Gene Ontology annotation, cellular component: cytoplasm. Gene Ontology annotation, biological process: carbohydrate metabolic process.